AUGGAUUUCUUGAAGUCUGCAGUCGCAUCUGCGAUAUCAAAGGGACCUCCAUUUCCCUACACAUUUGGGGAUCAGGUUGAUAUAGAGGAAUCCAUAUGGAAGUUAUACAAUGGAACCAAAAGAGAAGACGGUUCUAAUUGUAGUAUAUUCUCCUUCGAUGUUAGCGCGAACAAGUCUCGAUUACCCCUAGCCAAAAAUGCAGUUAAGAAGCUUCGAACGUUGAGACAUCCUGGAGUUAUCAAAGUGCUGGACACAGUCGAGACCGACACAUACAUUUAUAUCGCUACUGAGAGAGUGGUUCCCUUGAGAUGGCAUAUCAAGAGAAAGAGCAUGAGCCCGGAGACAUUGAAAUGGGGAUUAUUUAGCAUAGCACAAACAAUUAAAUUUAUCAAUGACGAUGCAUCAUCCAUCCAUGGAAUGCUUCGAGUAGGAUCAAUUUACACAAGUGAGAGUGGGGAGUGGAGAGUUGGAGGAUUCGAGGUAUUAAGCAAUAUGAAUGAUACUGAAGCAAUUAUUUAUAACUAUGGCAGUCUUGUACCCGAUGCCAGACGAUAUACUCCACCAGAAUUGGCGAAUGCUGGCUGGGAUUCUAUCAAGAAACACCCGAUAUAUGCGACUGAUUCUUAUAAUUUUGGAGCUUUAAUUUUUGAAGUCUUCAAUGGGGACUUCACAGGGGAUGAUCAAGCCGGCCAAACGAAGAAUAUACCUCCCAGUAUGCAGUCAAGCUAUAGGCGUUUAGUUAAUAGCAAUCCUAAAGCUCGACUGAGCGUUGGCCAUUUCCUUGAGCAAGGUCGUCGAAGUGGAGGUUUUUUCGAGACUCCCCUUAUCAAGCUUACUGAAGGCGUGGAUAAUCUAGGUAUGAAAACGGAGGCUGAACGAGAAGAGUUCUUGAGCGACCUUGAUGAGCUUUCAAAUGACUUCCCGGAGGAUUAUUUCAAGAUGAAGAUCCUUCCAGAGUUACUGAAAUCUGUUGAAUUUGGGGGUGGUGGCCCAAAAGUAUUUAGUGUUGUUAUGAAGAUUAGCACUAAACUUACAGAUGACGAUUUUGAGGCAAAAGUCACACCUGUCGUCGUUCGGUUAUUUAGCAGUCCUGACAGAGCUAUUCGGGUGUGUCUUUUGGACAAUCUUCCACUUAUGAUCGAUCGACUACCACAGAAAGUGGUCAAUGAUAAAAUAUUUCCCCAAAUGGUCACUGGCUUUACAGAUCUCGCACCGGUAGUACGAGAGCAGACAGUCAAAGCAGUAUUGACAAUUAUUGGGAAAUUAUCAGACCGAACAAUUAAUGGAGAAUUGUUGAAAUAUUUAGCCAAAACUUCUAACGAUGAACAACCUGGCAUUCGAACAAACACGACAAUCUGUUUGGGCAAGAUCGCCAAGAAUCUGGGAGUUAGCACGAGAUCAAAGGUGUUAAUCGCCGCUUUCACAAGGUCCCUUCGCGAUCCAUUCGUUCAUGCUAGAAAUGCAGCCUUAUUAGCAUUAGCUGUUACAGCUGACUCAUUCAGCGAUGAUGAUUGCGCUAAUCGCAUAUUACCGGCGUUAUGUCCUUGUCUAAUAGACAAGGAAAAACUCAUUCGAGACCAAACAAACAAGACAAUGGACGUUUACCUGCAGCGUAUUCGCAAAUCUGCUGCCACAAUGCCUGAUACUGCCUUACCACCACCCACCACAGGCGAAGCUGCCUCGUCAUCUACACCCCGAAUGAGUACGCCACAGCCUAGUGAUGCAGGUACGUCAUGGGCAGGCUGGGCUAUUUCUUCAUUCACCAAUAAAGUAGCUGCUGCUACAGGUGAAAUUCAACCACCAAGUGGUGCCGUGACUCCAGAAACACGUCCGGCAUCAGCACGACAAGAAAAUGAAGCUCGCCAUUCAACCAAGUCUGCAUCGGCUUUGCAUCGAAAAGCUGUGACUUCACCAGCUGUUGCCUCAGCUAACACGCCUUCGGCCAGUCACUCUUAUUUCGAAGAUGCGAACGCAGGAGAGGACGAUAUAGAAGCAUGGGGUGACAUGGAAGAGGAUUCCUUCUUUGAUGCUCCUAGCGAAUCGGCAUCAAAAAAUACUAUUGCCCCAUCUUCGACUACAACCCCCUUCGAAGAUAAUGGCGAACCGGAUUUCGCGGGUUGGUUAGCAGCCCAACAAAAGAAACCAGCUCAAAAGUCAUUACCAAAAGGUUUGGCCAAGCCCGCAGCGAAAACAAACGGAAGACCUUUAUCAUCGUCAAGAACUACCACAACCAGUUCUUCGGGGACGAAAAAAGCAACUCCUGUAGCGACUAAGCCAGUUGUGGCUAAGAAAAUAGAUACAGCUCCAAAAGCUACAGAUGAGGAUGCUGAUUGGGGAGAUGGUUGGUAG
Botrytis byssoidea is the source of this 2349-nucleotide messenger RNA. RefSeq lists its product as uncharacterized. Gene Ontology annotation, molecular function: protein kinase activity; ATP binding. NCBI's taxonomy places the organism in Eukaryota, Fungi, Ascomycota, Leotiomycetes, Helotiales, Sclerotiniaceae. The record is from RefSeq and is a predicted model, not a curated record. Gene Ontology annotation, biological process: tRNA export from nucleus; protein phosphorylation. The transcript is spliced from 7 exons. The coding region runs from base 1 to 2349 and encodes 782 amino acids. Gene Ontology annotation, cellular component: cytoplasm.